CAUUUAUUUAUCAAAAACAUAGUUAUUAUCAUUGUAAAACUACUAACAAUAAAGUACUAUGUAUAUAUGAUUGAGAAAAAUAAAAAUAAAAAUGUAACUCUACUAUUCCAUAUCAAUUGUAGAAUCAGACGGGUGAUUUAAGGCCCAUCAGUCCGGCCCAUAUGCCUUGGGCUACUUGCCCACAAACGGGAAAGGUCAUAAUCAACCCCUUUAAAUCCUGUAAUUCGCCAAAAUACCCCUCAACUAUUUGAGUUUUGACUUUUGACCUGUACUUGAAUUUUGGGCGAACUUCUCAACCCGACCCAUUAACGAUCUGAAAUUGCCCCCAGCAUAAACCCCUGAAAGGGAAAAGCCCCCAGUCUCUUCUCUUCUCUUCAUCAGUCGUCAACAUUUGCAGUUCGGCACAAAAUCUUUCCUCGUCUUCCGACCAAAUAUUGCCGCCGGUAUGUUUCUUUUUUCACAACAGUUUUCUCUUGCGUGAUUCAUUGAAUGAUUAUUCUGGAUUUUCUUUGAAAAUGUCGCCUUUUAUGCAAGAAUGCUUGGAUGAUUUUCACACACGGUCAGAAAUUUUAUCUGAAAGUAAUUUGGGUUCAUGGGAUAUCCACGUCUGUGAUUCGAUAUUCCUGAACGUAGCUGAAAGCUGGAAUAAUGUUGAUGUAUUGGACCCGUGUUUGUGCUUGAUAGUCUUGGACUGUUAGCUAUUCGAGGAAAUGCCAAUGGAUUUUUAGGUUUGGGAGCUUCAGUAUUUGGGCCCCUUUGUAUUCAUAUCUUGUUAAAAGUAUUGUAGUUAGUUAAAUGUUAGGCAUUUGAUAGUGAUUUGACUGUUCUUCAUGUUAUGCAAUUGGCUGGCUAAAUUCCUUAAGAAGAUCUGUGUGCUAAUUAUUCUUUCCUUUCUAUAUAGUCUCUGGUAACUAAGUUUACUGUUCUCACAAGACCUGAAUACUGUUAUUGUUUAAUUUCCUUGAGUCCUAUUCUCGUAAUCUCCAGGUGGAAUUUUCGUUAGAUAACCCAUGGUAGGCUGGCAGCGGCAUUUGCAGACUUUACUGCGUCAAACUAGGAGAAGAUUUGAGGGCAGUUGCAUUUCUUCUCCAUGCUCAGCUUACCAUUCGAAGGCUUCUUCAGCAUUUGGUGAGGUUGUGCAUGGACGAAACCCAUGGAAUUCUCAUUUUAGUUGCACAACAAGGCCACUACACCGCUUUGCACAGCAAUUGGGAUUCACUACCUCAAGAAUGCUACUUUCUGAAUCUUCUAAUGAAACUCCUGUUUCUUCCCCGUUGCUGACUCCAUUAGCAUUGGAAAGCGGCAAGGUUGAACCUGAAAAGGCAGUAUCUAAACCUGAAACGGUUCAAGCAAUCUUAAAGGGAAUAAAGCAGAGUCCUAAAAAGGUGAACUUGGUCGCUGCAUUAGUCCGUGGUAUGCGUGUUGAGGAUGCUUUAAUGCAACUACAAGUAACUGUGAAGAGAGCCUCUAAAACAGUUUAUCAGGUUAUUCAUUCAGCCCGAGCAAAUGCUGCCCAUAAUCAUGGAUUAGAUCCGGACCGUCUACUUGUUGCUGAGGCAUUUGUUGGAAAGGGAUUUUUCAAGAAAAGAGUGUCUAUCCAUGCUAAAGGUAGGGCUGGUGUAAGAGUUAGACCGGAAUGUAGAUUGACGGUUGUGCUUAGGGAGAUAACCGCAGAGGAGGAAGCAAUAAUUGCAAGGUUGAAAGUUAAGAAUCCCCGCAAACUUUCCAGACAAAGAAGGCGUCUUUUUCCACAUCAGCUUAUCGAAACUACUCCUAUAUGGAACCGCAAAGGCAAAUCUAGAUCCAAUACUUCAGAGGCAAUGGCGGCUUGACCAGGUUCAUUGGUUCAACCAAGUUUUCUUGGAAAUCUAUGCUGAAGACCUGUACUGGAGCAAUGCGUUGAGAUCUAUACAUGUAAUCUUUCAGUUUGCAAAUUAGUGGUUAGAACAUGGAGGUCUCUUUCAAUUCCUCGAGCCUUGUCUUUUUUGUUUUUGAAGAUUAGAUUUUUCUGAUCACCAGUUUGAGUUCGGAAAAGCUAAUUUGCGAUUCUUCGGCAUAAAAGCUUUCAUUUUUUGAUACACUUCUGAACGGAUUCCUACGCAUGAAGCUAUUCCUUAGUUUGCGUAUCAAAGCCUUCGCCUUUGGAAACUGUAGCUCUCACAUUCUAGGAUCUCCGUGCGUAAACUGCAUUAUUUGCAAACUUGGAAAAGCUACUUUGAAUGUUUCUCAAACCAUUGAACUUAAUAUACAACAGAUUCGAUCAACCCAGAUCAUUCGGUUUAUGGCUUUAUGUUCAUGACUCGUGACAGAUGGAACAUGUAAUCAAAUCAAUGUCACGUGUUACUAUAUUUGACACUCAGUUUAGUCUGCAAUCAGCGUGGCGGAACAAAACAUAGAAGCAAAAUUGUAAGAAAUAGAAGGCCAAAAUUAGCAAUCGCUGAAGUGAAAGAAUGAAAGAGUAAAUAUGAGUCUAUAAGUUGAACAUGAGAAGAGGAAAUAGGUUAAGAGUGCUUCCAAAUCUCUCAUACAUCAAUGCCUCUGUAUCUAGUGACCUCAACACCCAAGUAGUCCACUGGACCAAGAACAGCCACAUGUGGCUUCCCAACCUGCACACGGACAGCAGAAAUUUGAGGAAAUUUUGCCAGGGUUUUGGUAGCAAUGAGAUGAGCCACAGAUUCCAGAAGAUUUUGCGGUGUUCCCUCCACAACCUCUUUAACUAUACUGCAAAUCACCCGGUCCGAGUUGUAAGAAAGCUCAAUAAUACAUUAGACAUGAUAUUAGUCUAGACAAACAAGCUUUAAUAUCCAAUUGUCUCUAAUGCUGAAAGAAGUAUCCAUCAUUAGUAUCUAAAAUCUGACAGGGAGAUCUAAGCAAAGCAGGGUUCAGAAGUCGUGUUGCAUAUCUGCUUCUCUCUAAACUAGAAUUUAUAUUUGCUAUUUCACAGAUAAAAUAACUAACUAGAAGCGAUCAGAUGCACAAACGUGGCAGUCUCUAUAAUUUUAAAACCUUCAGCAAUCUUUUUCAACCCUAAAGUGAUAAUCAAGAUAUGGGUUCAUCACUUACGCAUAUAUGGCAGUAUAGCUAAUGGUAUCUGUCAUGUUGUCAGAAAUACCCGGUGGUCGAAGAUCCAUCCAGGCAUCUACAUCCACCAAGAACUUCUGCCCAAGUUUUCUCUCUUCCUGCUUCACACCAUGAUACCCAUGGAACUUCAAACCUCGAAGUACAAGUUUGUCACCCUUCAUCAACUCCCCCCGAUUGUCUGCUGCUGCAGCCAAUCAGAACACAAGGAAAUGAAAGCGGGUAGCAAGAAUAACAACCAAGCAACAUCAAACAGUGACAAAAGUAAGGUUCAAUAUCUGUGUGAAGUCUAAUACUGUACCACAUACAAUAGAUACUAGAACAUUCCAAUUCAGUUGUCUACACUUAAGGCAAAUAUCCUUUUUUACAAAUUUUAUAUAAUAGACUGAAAAUAUGAACCACAAACUGACAAGUCUAUCAUCAUGGAAACAGAACACUACCAACUCGUAACUCUUUGAAAUCAGCCCCCUGUGAGUUGGUGUAUAUACAUACACCCAUCAAAAUCCAUUAUUUAUUGCUAUACCACUACAGAAGAUGCAUUCUUGCUGAGCUUGCAGAUCCAAUCAUCCAAGAACUCAUUGUUCAGUUUUUCAACAGAAAAAACUUCCUAUUUCAGCAUAAAUGUGAAAUUAUAUCAUGAAACCAACUAAGAAAUCAUAAUGAACCCAAAAACAUUAUCUGGGCUGAAACCACCAAAGAUGCAAAGGAAAAAGAAGGAAGAACCAUUCAUAAUUUUAUAACCAAUAAAAUAUGCUACACACGACCUAUAACAAGUGGAACUGACAGAUGCCACCUGAAAGCUGUAUACUGACACAAUAUUCCAACAUUAACGAACAUCCAGAACCUAAUAUUGAGGUGUAUUUGGUGCAUAAAGAAUUCCCCUUUUCCAUAUUGUAUGAAAAUUAUUAUCAGCCAAACGAAUGUCCAACCAAGGGAGCACGGAGUAACAAGAUAAACUAAUGGAAAGAAACGAUUUGAUUACUAUUAUUAUAAGCACAAAUAGACAGCAAGCCACAUAUAAAGAAACAAAAACUGAAAUCCGCCUCCAAAAGUUGUAGGACUGGUAUUUCAUCAAGAACAUAACCACUUUCCAUCGGGUGAGGCGAAAAUCCCAUCAAUAAAUACGAGCAAAAAUAGCUAAUAAACCCCAAAAGGAGAAAAGAAUGCAUGUUGAAUCUACGAAGUAAAAGGAAUAAAAAAAAGCCCACAAGUCCAAAACUGGAAGGAAUACUUACAUGAAGUGGGUGUGGGAGAAGUCAUGGAUGAAAUAAGCAACAACACAGACUUCGGCGGCGGACGGAUUUCUUUUCCUUUUUGCCGGAAAGUUUGCACCGAGAGUGACUGAAAAAUGCACUUUAUAGAAAUGGCUGAAGAAGAAGCGCUCGGCUAAAUGCCUCUACUAGUGAAUAUGAUGAUUGCUGAGCGGUAUUGCUUUUCCUUUUUGGUUUCUUCUUUCCUGUUCAAUCGAAAAUAUUUAUUGGCUGCAAAUUUUGUGUUUUUCUUUUUCUCCUCAUUUUUUUUAUUAAUGGGAUAUUUUUGUUUGUGGUGGAUGUUAAAUUUGUGAAUUGCUU
Messenger RNA from Oldenlandia corymbosa var. corymbosa, 4649 nucleotides. NCBI's taxonomy places the organism in Eukaryota, Viridiplantae, Streptophyta, Magnoliopsida, Gentianales, Rubiaceae. The record is from the annotation of a GenBank genome assembly.